GCAUCAGUGCAGAAGGAGACAGGAGGUUGAGCUGCUCUAUGUGGGCGUCGUAUAUAACGAACUUUAUUCCACAGUCGAGUAAUUGUUAUAUAUAAAGCUACAAAAUCAACCAUGGCUCAAGCAUUAAAAGAAAGAUUCAACAAGUUCCUUCACGAGAAAAACGUCAUGACGGACGUGCUGGCGAAGAUAGAGGCCAAGACCGGGGUGAACCGCUCUUACAUCGCGCUAGCUGUCAUCGGUGUUAUUUCAGUUUACCUCGUCAUCGGUUAUGGAGCUUCUCUGCUCUGCAAUCUCAUCGGAUUUGUUUACCCUGCCUACAUAUCGAUCAAAGCCAUUGAAAGCACCGACAAAGAAGACGACACAAAAUGGCUCACCUACUGGGUUGUGUACGGUGUGUUUAGCGUGGCCGAGUUCUUUGCUGACAUCUUCCUGUCCUGGUUCCCAUUCUAUUACAUAGGAAAGUGUGCCUUCCUGGUGUGGUGCAUGGCUCCAACUCCCUCUAACGGCUCCGUGCAGAUCUACACGCGCAUCAUUCGACCUUUCUUCCUAAGGAACGAGGCCAGGUUCGACACUGUGGUGAAGGACAUCAAGGAAAAAGCAUCUGAUGCUGCAGAUAAAUUUAAAGAGGAAGCCAAGAAAGCCACUGCUAACAUCAUUUUCGAGGAGAAAAAGAGCUCCUAAGCAGCUGUGAGGGAGACACCACUCCGAUAUGCACUAUUGGUACAUGUCCCCAAGGACGAUCACGGGCCUGAAUAAAUGUUGCCUUUAUUUUUUGUGUGCGCCUUUGUAAACAACUGGAAUAUUCCUACUGGUUUCGCCUACUUUUUUCUCUCUGUGCAAAUAGCAGUGCCUGCAACAGAGUUCCGUUUAAAUAUAUAUUUCACAUAAUACCAAAUGUCAGUGAUGCUCAACUGCUAUGCUUCAGUCCCAGUAAAUAAAAAAGUCUUACCUCC
This is a messenger RNA of Ictalurus punctatus (channel catfish), 953 nucleotides long. RefSeq names its product receptor accessory protein 5 (gene reep5). Lineage: Eukaryota; Metazoa; Chordata; Actinopteri; Siluriformes; Ictaluridae. The record is from RefSeq and is marked provisional.